AUGGCAUUCGGAAAACUUUACACCUACCCGGGUAAUCCCCGCUCAACUGCCAUCAAGGCUGUUGCGAAAGCAAACAAUGUCGAUCUCGAGAUUGUCGAGACCGAGCCAGCCAAGGGCGUUCCAGAUGAGUACUUGAAGCUCAAUGGUCUCGGAAAAGUCCCAACCUUUGUCGGUGCCGAUGGAUACACUCUUCACGAGUGUAUUGCCAUUGCUAUCUACAUAACCUCCCAGAAUGAGAAAACCACUCUCCUCGGCAAGACCAAGCAAGAGUACGUCCCUCAUACAAGAUUGAUGUUAUGCCACUAUCCUCAAGUGGAUGCCUUUUUCAACCAAGAGGUUCUCACUGCUCUUGGAGGUUGGUUCCGCCCACUCAUUGGCCGUGACCCAUACAACAAGAAGAAUGUCGACGAUGCCUCCAAAGCAUCUUUGAAGGCUGUAGGUGUCGUUGAGGACCAUCUCCUUAAUAACACCUACCUUGCCGGAGAGCGCAUUACCCUUGCCGAUCUCUUUGCCGCUGGUAUCAUCUCCCGUGGAUUCCAAUAUGUCUUUGAUAAGGCUUUCAGAUCCUCCCACCCCAAUGUCACCCGUUGGUACGAGACUGUCUACAACCAGCCAAUCUACUCCGCUGUUGUUGACAAGCUCAACUUCAUUGACGAAGCCGUCAAGUACACCCCUCCAAAGAAGGAAGCAAAGCCAGCAAAGGAACAGCCAAAGGCUGCCCCUAAACCAAAGGCCAAGGAAGUUGAGGAGGAAGAGGAGGAGGCCCCAGCAGCCCCAAAGGCAAAGCACCCUCUUGAGGCUCUGCCAAAGGCCACUCUCCCACUCGACGAGUGGAAGCGUCAAUACUCCAACAAUGAUACCCCUGAUGCUCUCAAGUGGUUCUGGGAGAACUACAAUCCUGAGGAGUACUCCUUAUGGAAGGUCGAUUACAAGUACAAUGAGGAGCUCACACAAGUGUUCAUGACAUCCAACCUCAUCGGUGGUUUCUUCGCCCGCCUUGAAGGUUCCCGCAAGUACAUCUUCGGCUGCGCUUCGGUCUACGGUGUCAAGGAUGAUUCGAUCAUCAAGGGCGCCUUUGUCAUCCGUGGCCAAGAGGCUCUUCCUGCAUUUGAUGUUGCCCCAGAUUAUGAGAGCUACGAGUUCACCAAGCUCGACGCUUCUAAGCCCGAGGACAAGGAGUUUGUCAACGAGCAAUGGACCUGGGAGAAACCUCUUGUUGUCGGUGGCAAGGAGUACCCAUGGGCUGAUGGCAAGGUCUUUAAGUAG
Glarea lozoyensis ATCC 20868 is the source of this 1266-nucleotide messenger RNA. Its product is annotated as eEF1-gamma. Bases 1 to 1266 code for a protein of 421 amino acids. The transcript has 4 exons. The record is from RefSeq and is a predicted model, not a curated record. Gene Ontology annotation, biological process: translational elongation. Gene Ontology annotation, cellular component: nucleus; cytoplasm. Lineage: Eukaryota; Fungi; Ascomycota; Leotiomycetes; Helotiales; Helotiaceae. Gene Ontology annotation, molecular function: translation elongation factor activity.